AUGAUCAUCAGCAACCCUGAUUACCCUGGUGGUUCUGCUCAUAUCACUACUCAGCCUGUCCAGCAUUCUCCGAAUGCUAACUCAAACUCGCGAGAACUGCAUACAACAGAGGUAUCAGACGUCAUUCGUCCUCUCAUCAUACCUGAAAAAAAGCCAGACCUGCCGUCAGGUCAUCGGUGCGGUGCUGGUCUCCGUCUAGUCGAAUAUAUUCCUCACGUCCGCAAGUUUGUGCUCGAUGCUAUCCCUUCUGAUCGCACUAUCAGUGAGCGACAUGAGUCAGAGGAGGAGUGGCAUACGUAUCUCCCGAGCCAUACAAGUCUUCCUCCUCAUAAGGAACGGUGA
Messenger RNA from Fusarium poae, 342 nucleotides. RefSeq lists its product as uncharacterized. The record is from RefSeq and is a predicted model, not a curated record. Bases 1 to 342 code for a protein of 113 amino acids. The transcript is spliced from 2 exons. Lineage: Eukaryota; Fungi; Ascomycota; Sordariomycetes; Hypocreales; Nectriaceae.